AUGCUCGAUGCCUUCACACCCGCAUGGUCCUGGACAAAUAUGGCCCCCUCAAGACAUUUGACACUUAUUGUGAUCUCAACCGGAGAAUACCAUGCCCCGGAGCUAAUUGCAGGGGACCGCUUUACAACAAGCAAGCUUGCUUGGUGUCUGCACGCCGAAUACAAGCCAUCAUCCGCAAAACAUCUGUAUGAUGACGACGGUGAUUACGAGGAUAAUGACGACGAUAUGAUCUUGGCCCUCUCCCGCGCCCGCAUUCUAUCUGUACCGGAUCAUAUACAAACUUUCUUCCUUGCUACCUACAGCACGCGCACAAAGUAUCGACUUCGAAGCAGACAUGCUCUCCCGCCCUACCUAAAACAAAGUAUAAUGGAUAUCCAGUCCGUCAUCAUGACCAAAGAAGGAAUUCAAUUGAGGAAAAUUCUAGAGCAACGAGGAUAG
Messenger RNA from Penicillium macrosclerotiorum, 438 nucleotides. RefSeq lists its product as uncharacterized. The record is from RefSeq and is a predicted model, not a curated record. Lineage: Eukaryota; Fungi; Ascomycota; Eurotiomycetes; Eurotiales; Aspergillaceae. The coding region runs from base 1 to 438 and encodes 145 amino acids. The transcript has a single exon.